CUGAAGUGCUUUCACAGAAGUUUACCACAUUGUGUUUUGUUUUUUCAGGAGCUUGCACCUCUAUGUGAAGGUGUAGAAGGUAGAUCGUCCAAUCCUGUUGCCGUCCUUUUUGAUGCCUUGAGUCAUCCUGAUGCUGAUCUAGGGGGAGAUAAUCAUUCCCUACUCGACUGGCGCUAUGAACCAGAACGUAGAAUAAACCAUAUUGUACUUGGGAAAGAGAAACCAGGUGGCUCUUGGCAGAAAAUGGAUGGUAGUAUGCAGACACUUAGUCUUAGCAGUUGGAUGGAGUUACCUGACAUGCCUUUUAAAGAAUGGCAAAUAAAACAGAAAAGACAAGAGGAGCAAAUUGAGCCAUGUAUGAACCGGGCCACAAUCACUGACAUUUGUAAUUACUAUACUGCAUAUGUCGAAGAAAAAAACUUGAAGAAAAAUUUCCAUGAUAAUUAUACAGUUACGUCAGUAAGGAAAGUGUUCAGAAACAAUAAGGCUGUCGACUGUGAGAGCGGGGAAACUGAACCCUGUUGCCCCAGUAUGAGAAAACAUCCAUACUACUGGGAGGUCAGAGGUUAUCGCUUGGUUAGCUGUUAUCAUGGUGAUGGGGAGACAGAAGUAGAAAGGGAAGAAUUCUGCAUUUCCUGUCUGUCAGUUGUCAUAGCAACCGGAACCUUUGAUGUACCAAACAAACUUGGAGUGGUUGGUGAGAAUUUACCAGUUGUAAGCCACUCGCUACAUGAAUUUGAAUCUGUGAUAAAUAACAAACAACUACAAACAAGUCCAGACCCCGUGCUCAUUGUGGGGGCGGGGCUUAGUGCAGCAGACGCAGUUCUUAUGGCUGUUCAGAACCAAGUGCCUUUAGUGCAUGUAUUCAGAAGAGGUGCAAAUGAUUCCACUCAGAUUCUGAAAAAAUUACCUCAAAACAUGUAUCCCGAAUAUCAUGAAGUCCAUCAGUUAAUGAAAGGCACAAAACACAAUCCAUUCUACAAAUCAAUGCCAAAGCAUGACGUGAUAGAAAUCAAAGAUGAUAUGAAAGUGCUAUUAAAACCAUACAAAGUUCCGUCUGCAGAAAUAACUUCAUUAGACAUUUCUCACACAUCUAUACUGAUUGGUUCCCGGCCAGAUCUCAGCUUUUUACCUGGUGACGGGCGUAGUAUUGGCAUAAUGCCAAAAUAUCCCAUUGAAAGCAAACAUAAUCCAGUAGAUAUUGAUCCAUAUUCAUACCAGUGCAUUCAGGAAGAGGGGCUUUUUGCAAUGGGGCCAUUAGUUGGGGAUAAUUUUGUUCGAUUUGGGUUAGGGGGAGCUUUAGGAAUAACCAGUUAUUUGUCAUGCCGCAAUAAAUAACUGCACCUAAAUAUUUGUUGAAGUAUCCAGUGUCUGUGAUUUUUAUGUUUUGUUUCUUUUGGUUAUAUUUUUGUACAUGUCAGCUAAAGGCUGAUGAAACAUAUACAGUUGAGUAUGGCA
Molecule: messenger RNA, 1458 nt
Organism: Mercenaria mercenaria
Lineage: Eukaryota; Metazoa; Mollusca; Bivalvia; Venerida; Veneridae
Product: oxidative stress-induced growth inhibitor 2-like
Exons: 3
Source: RefSeq, a predicted model, not a curated record